Hepatospora eriocheir is the source of this 300-nucleotide messenger RNA. NCBI's taxonomy places the organism in Eukaryota, Fungi, Microsporidia, Hepatosporidae. The record is from the annotation of a GenBank genome assembly.
AUGCAAGAUAAUGACCCAAAACAUACUGCAAGACUUGUUGAAGAAUGGUUUGAUGAAAAUGACAUUGAUGUUUUAGAAUGGCCUCCACUGAGUCCAGAUCUAAAUCUCAUUGAAGUAGGGAGGGGUUAUAUUAAGUGUAGGUUAGCAAAAAUGGGUAAGUUAAAAAAAUUCGAAUUGAGAGAGAAAAUUAAAGAUAUUUGGUAUUCAAUCCCUCAAGUUCUAAUAGCUAAGUAUGUUAAAAGCUUUUAUAAACGUGUAUUAGAAGUUUUUAAAGUAAAAGAUAAUAUUACCAAGUAUUAA